This is a messenger RNA of Vitis riparia (riverbank grape), 1475 nucleotides long. Its product is annotated as protein WVD2-like 2. Lineage: Eukaryota; Viridiplantae; Streptophyta; Magnoliopsida; Vitales; Vitaceae. Gene Ontology annotation, molecular function: microtubule binding. The coding region runs from base 116 to 1267 and encodes 383 amino acids. The transcript has 7 exons. The record is from RefSeq and is a predicted model, not a curated record. Gene Ontology annotation, biological process: microtubule cytoskeleton organization.
GGGGAGUCGGUGUAGGGGGUGGAAAAUCUCAUAAACGUUGUGGGAGGGGUGUUUGGACGAGGAGAAAGUAGAGAGAGGCAGGGCCAAAUCCCUACGGAUCGGAGCAGAAAUCUUGAUGGGAAGGGAGCUUACUGAUACACAAAUGGACAAGAAGCCACACACCAUUAUAGUGAAUUCAAAUGGUGUUUCCCACGGUACAGUUGAUGCAAUUUCAGAAGGAAGCAUUGAAGCAAAGGACUAUGAUGUCAAGGAAUGCACUGAAGAAAGCUCAGUUGUUGAAAAGUGUAAUGAGAAGCAAGAUGUACUAGGUGUAAGAAGCACAAAUUUUAACGGUGGUCGGCUUGAAGAGAAAACUAUGAAACCUGGAUCUCAGAAGUCAAGUGAAAAUAAAAAGGCAUGCUCUCCUACAACGAAAUCUGAUCCUAUUGGAAAUUCGAGAAACUGUACUGUUCCCCAGCCAUUUGCUCUGGCAACUGACAAGCGUGAGCGUGCUUCAUGCGUGAGUCGUCCUAUUGGGGUUGAAACUGCUGCUGUUGGUGUGAAUGGGUCAUCUAAUGUUAACAAUUUACAGUCUCCCAACAGUAGUAAGAAAUCACAGCCAAACUCACCUCUGUCAGUGAGGAAGCUUUUGCAACAUGACAAUAGAAAGCAUCUGGACGAAGAGGAUAAUUGGUCUGUUGCAUCCUCCGCUGCAGCAUCUGUACGAACAAUUAAAUCCCGAACAACAGUUGGAACAGCUCCCACAUUUAGAUGCACUGAACGUGCAGAGAAACGGAAGGAGUUUUAUUCGAAGUUAGAGGAAAAACACCAAGCUUUGGUACUAGAGAGAAGCCAGUGUGAAGCAAGGCACAAGGAAGAGCAAGAAGCAGCUAUCAGGCAACUUAGAAAAAAUAUGGUGUUCAAAGCAAAUCCGGUUCCUAGUUUCUACAAUGAGGGUCCCCCACCCAAGGUUGAACUGAAGAAGGUACCAUUGACUCGCCCUGUAUCACCAAAACUGGGCCGGAGAAAGAGUUGCAGCGAUGCAACUAUCUCAUCUCAGGAAGAAAAGGGAAGAGUUUGCAGUCGGGCAAGCCGCCACAGCCUUGGCAGUUACAAAUAUGAUUCCAGCACAACAACCACCACCAAGAACAAGGAUCAGAUCGCUGGCCGAGCUGGUAACAGUGCUUGCAAAGUGAAAGAGCAACCAAAACAGGCCAAGGAGACAACGAAAUCCACUCCUCCAAAGAUCAUUGAGCAGACAAACACAGACAUCACUGUUCACUCAUGAACAGUUGAUGGUUUUUAAGUGGGGAAAGUUGUCUAGUUUCCCUAAUUGUUAUCAUGUGGACGUCCUGAGAACUAAGAGGUGUAUUAUCUUUUCCACCUGCAGUGACUUUUGUUUAAGUGGUUUGUGUUGAUGUGAAUUGUAUAUUUUGUGUAAGUCAUAUUGGUACAAGUCAUAUAUUUAUAUAUAAAGGAGUUGUUUUUCUAAUGUU